UACCCAGGAGGUAGCCACACCUUUCGGCUACUUUCGACUCCUUUCGACUCUUGACGAACCGGGCGCCCUCUAUUGACAAGCGGGACAAGCACCCUCAGAAAUCUCGGGAGGAGAUCAAAACCCAGGGCGCCCACGCGCCAUCACGAGGCCCUGCGUCUACAUGAAACACAUACCAGCAACGCCCCACGCCCAAUUCGAGCACACGAGCGCCGCCAUUGACGCGGCAAAUUGCGCAAUUUACCCACGGGAUCCCGUGCUGUACCGCCGCCUCACCGACGGGAGAGCCAGCCAUACUGUUCAGAAACCGUCACAGCAGUGUAGAAAACAAAGAGCAUCAAAAACUAGAAGGCAGGACUUCGAACACAGAAACUUCCAGAUGGGGUAUAUACACAACAUCGUGGACCUCUCAUUACUAACCCCCAAGCUCAAUACAUACAGCAAAUACCACAAAUCAAGUGGCCCACAAAGUCAGCCGCCGAAUCCCCCAAGACCUCAAAAUCCUCCAUCCCGCCGCAGGAGACUUCAGACCCCAGGCAUUGCUGCUUCAAUCCACUACCUACUCAGCAGCUUCCCACUUACAAGAAGAAAGCCGCCAGCGCACCAACACCAGCAACAAACCCACCGACCUUGGCGUGGCUAUGCCGGACGGGACGGGCGUGACCGGGUACCCAGUGCCGGACGGCACGACAGAGGGGUACGGCGCGUUGCUGGUUGGGUACGGCGGGAGCGAAGGAGCAGCGCUGCCGGGCGCGGAGGGCGUGUGCACGCCGCCGGCGGGGACGGUCACGGUCUCGGUGACGGUGACGAUGGUGGAGGAGCAGACCUCGUCUAUGGCAUUCGUUAGCGAUGAGAAAAGGGGAACGACAAGGAGGGGAGAAGGUGCGUACCGUAGGUGCCAGCAGCGACGGCGGCGAUGAGGGUAGCGACAAUGGCGAAGAAC
Messenger RNA from Trematosphaeria pertusa, 940 nucleotides. RefSeq lists its product as uncharacterized. The transcript has 2 exons. The record is from RefSeq and is a predicted model, not a curated record. Lineage: Eukaryota; Fungi; Ascomycota; Dothideomycetes; Pleosporales; Trematosphaeriaceae. Bases 161 to 844 code for a protein of 227 amino acids.